Messenger RNA from Drosophila virilis, 2469 nucleotides. It is a transcript of the gene Cam, whose product is annotated as Calmodulin. NCBI's taxonomy places the organism in Eukaryota, Metazoa, Arthropoda, Insecta, Diptera, Drosophilidae. Gene Ontology annotation, molecular function: calcium ion binding; enzyme regulator activity. The record is from RefSeq and is a predicted model, not a curated record.
CCGAAUGCGAGUGCAGCUCAUUUGAGCAUCUAACAGCGGCCAUUUAACAUUUGCUUUGCAGCCAAACAGCAGCACAACAGCGCAAAUUUAUUGUAGUACGCUAACGGUUUUUAAACGGUACAGUUACAAUUGAGUUGUCAACCGUUACGGACGCAAGUUCUGAUUAGGAUCUGUGUUAUUAAAAAAUUUGCUUAAAACGCAAAUAAUUUACAAGUUAUACGUUGAACGCGCGUCGCCGUCGUCGUCCACGUAAAUUCCACUCACACAUACCACAGCAAAAGUCGCCGCCAGCAGCAGCCGCAGCGGAUUAACCUUUAGCUACAUUUCUUUCCAAACACAACAAAAACCAAAACCCAACAACAAAAAUGGCCGAUCAGCUGACAGAGGAACAAAUCGCUGAGUUCAAAGAGGCGUUCUCGCUAUUCGACAAAGACGGCGAUGGCACCAUCACAACAAAGGAAUUGGGCACAGUCAUGCGCUCCCUGGGACAGAACCCCACAGAGGCUGAGCUGCAGGACAUGAUAAACGAGGUCGAUGCCGAUGGCAACGGUACAAUUGAUUUCCCAGAAUUCCUUACCAUGAUGGCACGCAAAAUGAAGGACACCGAUAGCGAAGAGGAGAUUCGGGAAGCCUUCAGAGUGUUCGACAAGGAUGGCAACGGCUUCAUUUCAGCGGCCGAGUUGCGUCACGUAAUGACAAAUUUGGGCGAGAAAUUAACAGACGAGGAGGUCGAUGAGAUGAUCCGUGAGGCUGAUAUCGAUGGUGAUGGUCAGGUCAAUUACGAAGAAUUCGUGACUAUGAUGACAUCGAAGUGAAGCGUUAAAUUAUUUCUUUUUAAGCCUUUCUAUUUUUUUAAGAUGUUGACGAAGACUGUAGCUGUGCGCAAUAACAUCGCGCCGCGCUGUUGCUAUGGACCCCAGUAAAAGAUCUUAAAAAAACAACAAAGAGUUAAGCAAAAAACAAAACAACAACAAGAAGAAGAAACAUAAAAAACAAACCAACAUUUAAGAAACUUAUAAAAAAAAAUGAAAAGAACUUACACUUAAACGAAGCAUAAACUAAAAAAGAAAAGAGAAAAGCAAAAAGCAAGAAAAUUUAAACAAGCAAAAAAUGAGAAAAAACCCAGAAAAAUUACAUGAAAAAUUAUAUAAAAUACAAAACAAAACAAAACAAAACACACUUAAUUUUAAUGCAAAAAGCGAAAAAGAAAAGAAACCAACAACAAAACAGCAAAACUUAAAGAAGUCACCGUUUAAACAACAACAAAAAGCAUGUUAUAAGUAAACAACAACAAAAAUUAAACUACUACACUUAACUACAGGCAUACCACACUAAAACGAACAACACGACAACAACAACAAACAAACAACAAACAAACAAACAACAAUCAGAGAACUUUGAGCAAAUGCCAAGGCAAAGCGCGCAGCGCCCUCUAGCGGGAGAGCAGCGCCAGCUGGCGGCGAACAUUUGAACUGUGUAAAACUAAAUUGUUUCAAGUAUAAACACAAUUUGUCGAAUUUGUUGCAAAAAUAAAAAAAAUGUUUAACAAAAACAAAUAUGAAAACUAAAACAAAAUCAAUUUGUAAUUUUUGCAAAAAUUAAAACAAAACUGGCAAAGUUUAUAUAGACACCAACAACAGCUCUACACACACACACACAUACACGUACACAUACACUUCACACACACACACACAACACACUCACACACACACAUGUCAAACAACCAGAAAUAAAAUAUAUUAUAAAUACAACAUAUAUAUAUUAUAAAUAAUGUAAAAUCAAACAACAACAAAUUCUUCUUAUUAAAUUAUAUUUAAAUUUAAAAUUAAUAAAUAUAAAAAAAAAAAACAAACAACAAAAAUAAAAAUUACAAAAAAAAAACAACAAAACCAACUAAAAAAAAAAUACAUUUUCGAUAUAAAAUUAAAUUAACUUAUGCAGUACAUAUAUAUAUAUAUAUAGAUAUAUAGAUAUAUAUAUAUGCAUAUGUCUGGUAUCCGACUGGUCCAGAGUCCAGCUUUGGCGCGCUGAGGAAGUGUUUUUUUCCAACUCAAAUGUUGGCAGUUGAGGUUCGGUGAGGACCCUCACCACCCACCACCCGAGGGGGGUGAGGUCCAGUGUUUGGCAGCGUUAUGCAACAAAAAAUGAAAAAAAUUAAAAUUUGUAGUCUACGAAUUGUCUAUAUAUACAUAUAUAUACAUAUACAUAUAUUGAUAUGGAUAAAUGCAGCAUUAAAUAUUAAAAAGCAAAUCGCUAAAAGAGCAACAACUACACAUUUCUCUAGUACUUAAGAGGCAGCAAGAACAAGUUUAACUAACCUAUAAAUAUAUAUAUAUAUAUACUUAAAGAAAAAUGAAAGAAAAUUAACAUAAUUUUAUUAUAAAGAAUAUACAAAUUAAAUAUUUAUAUGCGGAACAGAAGCGGAGAAGCAGAACAAGAAGAUUUCAUCAAACACACACAUAUAAAAAA